Molecule: messenger RNA, 848 nt
Organism: Nannospalax galili (Upper Galilee mountains blind mole rat)
Lineage: Eukaryota; Metazoa; Chordata; Mammalia; Rodentia; Spalacidae
Product: adenylate cyclase type 10-like
Exons: 4
Coding region: 91-705 (204 amino acids)
Cellular component (GO): cytoplasm
Molecular function (GO): adenylate cyclase activity
Source: RefSeq, a predicted model, not a curated record
GGUUGGCUUUAGAGUGUGGUGAAGGGUACUUUUCAUGGUGCAUGGAAGGAAAGCCAAUGCGCAGAGAAUUUUGUUAGGCCAACAAAAGACAUGAACUUUUGUAGUUCCAGUGCUGAGGGACAUAAAGAAGUCUGUAACCUUGCAAGUGGUGUCAGAUUAAAAAGUUUGUCACUUCCAGCAUCUUUAAAAGAAACCUCUCUGGUCCAGCUGGAUAGCAUGAGCCUUUCCCAGCAGAUGCUGGUGAGAUGCGCUGCCAUCACUGGUCUGACAACAGAACUGUUGUUUGAAAUUCUCCCCUGCUGGAACAUGAAGAUGAUGAACAGGGCCCUGGCCACCAUAGUGAAAUCAAAUGUUUUUUAUUGCUUCUGGAAUGGCAAGGAUCUUCAAUUGGCCCUAAAACAGAAUGUGUCCACAUUUGAGGUGCAUUAUGGCUCCAUGGCCGUGAGGCCCAGUGAAGGGUUGGCUCACUGUGAGGAGGAAGAACUCCAUGAAAUGGAGGGAGAGUUGAUGGAGUGCCACAUCCUUCUCUUCUGUAGACCUGUGAUGCAGAAAACAGCCUAUGAGCUGUGGCUCAAGGAAGAGAAAAAAAGUCCUGCAUUUGAAAUGUGCCCAUCGAUGCAACCACUGCCGAAACAGAGACUUCAGUCCUUAUCACCACUUCAUAGUGGACGUUCGACUCAACACUUUGGGCAUAGAUACAGUUAAGAAGAUGGCAAAGUCCCAAGGAUUUAAAAGUAAACUUGCUUCCUUCCUAACCAAUCGCAACUCUUCCUGGGAAGUCUGGAGAUUAAACUCUAGAAGGAGUGGAUCUGGACCUUGAAGGCUUCAAGUUCCCUGGGGGGCUGGGG